This is a messenger RNA of Mercurialis annua (annual mercury), 1095 nucleotides long. RefSeq names its product peptidyl-prolyl cis-trans isomerase FKBP16-4, chloroplastic. Gene Ontology annotation, molecular function: peptidyl-prolyl cis-trans isomerase activity. NCBI's taxonomy places the organism in Eukaryota, Viridiplantae, Streptophyta, Magnoliopsida, Malpighiales, Euphorbiaceae. The coding region runs from base 71 to 784 and encodes 237 amino acids. The transcript is spliced from 10 exons. The record is from RefSeq and is a predicted model, not a curated record.
AAAAAAACAUAAAAAUAAAAUACAAAAACAAACAAACCUCUCUUCAUAACUGUCAUUCUUAACCAACCCAAUGGAGAUUUCCCUCUUUGCUUGCCAUCAUCACCACAACCCUUUCAGCUCCAUCAGCAACAAGCCUCCCUUCAACAAUGUCAUCUCAAGAAAGCAACUACCCAGCAAAACUUGGAGUAUGAUGCAAUGUCAGUGCAGCUCAUUGUCUUCUUCAAAUGAUAUUACAAAACCCACUUCACUAUCUUUGGAUCACCAUGGAAGGAGAGCAAUUAUUGCUUCUAUCUUUACAGCAGCUGCUGCAAUUCAUGUCUGUGAUGUGGCUGAGGCUGUUAGCACUAGUAGAAGAGCUCUUAGAGCAUCAAAAGUUCCUGAGAGUGAAUUCACAACCCUCCCUGAGGGUCUAAAGUAUUACGACGUGAAGGUUGGGGGUGGAGUCAAGGCUGUGAAGGGAUCAAGGGUUGCAGUACACUAUGUUGCAAAAUGGAAGGGAAUUACAUUCAUGACUAGUAGACAAGGACUUGGUGUUGGAGGUGGAACACCUUACGGAUUUGAUGUGGGCCAAUCAGAGAGGGGAGCAGUCCUUAAAGGAUUGGACCUUGGUGUUGAAGGUAUGCGCGUUGGAGGACAGCGUUUGUUAAUUGUUCCCCCUGAACUAGCAUAUGGAAGUAAGGGAGUUCAAGAAAUUCCCCCAAAUGCGACAAUAGAGAUAGAUGUUGAACUGCUGUCCAUCAAAACAAGCCCAUUCGGGACCCCUGUAAAAAUAGUUGAAGGCUAAAGAAAUCGAUGCUUGUCAUGUUGAUUUGUUAAUCUGGAUGAACCAAACGGCGGACAAUAUAGUCAGGAAAGGUGGAUUUCUAUUUGCUCCAAAUUUAACCAUGAAUUAGAUUGUUUCUAUUCUUGGCCAUUGAAGAGAAAGUCACCAACCUGCUUAAAAUGAUUACAUUGUACUGAUACUGCUGUAAGUUUAUUUACAAACUUGAGAGAUUCUUCUUUCCACCUUAUCCUCUCAAGGUGUACUCUGUUCCAAAAAUUGCCGUUUGAGUGCAAAAUGUUAAUUAUGAUAGUACAUGCUUCAAUUUUCGACAA